AAUAUCCAUAAAUAAUUAAUCAGUCGCGAUAAGUAAACAUCAAAAUUAAAAAUCGGCAGCGAUCCUACAGACUACAGUGAGUCACAACUAGUGAAAAACACAGGUUAACCCACCAGUGCUGCCAGAGAGGCUGAAGCUGGGAUGAUAGCGGGAAUUAUAGCAAGAGAUGUAGUAGAAGAAAUUACCAAAUGGUAGCGCUAUAUUCUGGGUCAAGUGUCGCCAUCCGGUAGUAAUAUUUGUAAAUUCUUGAUCGUUCGGGAUAUCUUCGUGUUCCAAAAUCCUAGAUCGAGGUCGUUUACGACGGAACCACCUCGCAAUGGAAGUAAUGGAAUAAGCUGAUUGACGGGGUGGGGGCGGGUUGAUAAAAUGUGUGAGAGAUGACAAGAAUGUGUGAUGCUUGAAUUCUAUUUUGGAUAUUUUGUUGUGAUCAGUUGGAUAAGGCUCCUUGACUGUGUCUUACACUUUUUUGUUGCUCAAUGCUUAUUUUGUUACCGUUUUUAAGUAGACAUACGUGGCACAUUGGCGUUGCCAUCUUAUUCGAAUGCUGUCAAAAUAGUCUGUUUCACUAAGACGGAUCAAGAAUUAAGUGUCAUUCGUGUUGACGCAAUAAACAUUAAAGAAUGGAUGUGAUUGCACCGUAGUAGAAAUUAAUGUUAACAAUAAAACACAUUUUAAGUUGGAGGUUAUGUCAUCUUACAAAAUCAAAGAAAGCCCACGGUCUUACCAUCCGUAUUGCCCUCCGGAAACCAUCUCUACAUUAUGGCUCAACAAACUUCAUGCAAGGAAUGUGGCUGGGUGUGCCGCUCGUGUGAUGACCAAGGCCUUCUCCAGCUACAUGUGGAGGUGGAGAACUUGAAGCAGCAACUUUUGGAACGAGAAAGCCAUAUACGCAUCAUGGAAACUAGUUUCCUAGCUGAAGCUGACAAAUUUCCUAAUGGUGAAGCUGCUGCUUUGACUGAAGAAUUAUUGACAUGGCAAGACAAGUAUUCUAGGUUGUAUGAGUCCUACAAAAGGGUUCAAAAAGUAAAUCAGAGUCUAGAAGACAAACUUUUGAGAAUAGUGGACAAAUGUGAAACUGAAAAAAAUGAUUUGCUGAAAGAAGUGUCAGCUUUAACACAACGAUUAAUUGAUGCUCGGACAAAAGUCAACCGGCUUCAGACUGAAAAUGAUCGAUAUAAGAAUGAUGUUAGUCUUGCUAUCCAGCUGCUUCAAUGCAAACCAGCAAACUUCGUUCCUCAGAAGUACGAUUCACUUCCAGCUGAUUUACAACAGAAAGUUCUUGCAUAUGUUUGUGGCCGGCGACGUCCAUCUGACGUGGGAGCUGUUCCAAUUCGUGUUGAGAUGCGCACGAUUAAGGUUCCAGUGUCUACUUCACCACCUUCAUCAAUGUUGUAUCCUGUUAAUGAAGCUCAUUCCAUUAAAGAACUUAGUAGUGAUGAAGGUCAUGAAGAAGAAAUAGAACUAAUGAGUGAUACAGAUGUUAAUUAUUCAGAAGGUCGUCGUCCUCUGGAUAAUGUAUCGGCAGCUAUUAUGGCCAAGGUCCUUGAAGAAAGAGAGCGGGAGCGUCAACAAACACGUCAUUGUGAAAGCUGUACUUGUUUCACUAAUGUUGCAGCUGUUACUGUGGAUUCUUCUACACAAACUUCUGUUGCUGAUUUGGAACCAAAUAUUUCAUGUAUGAAUGGGUACACUGCAACUACUCGAGGCAGUCAAGGUCAUGUUCGGUUUGUUGAUUCUCUGUCUCGUAACAUCAGUGGAAAUGCACAAACGAAUUUUCCAUCCCGAUUAGGUUUAAAAAUAACAGAAAAUAGGAAUUCAAAAUGUGAUGCCACACUUAUUAACAUUGAUUCUUUGCCUGAUGUAAAAGCUGUUAGAAAAACUGAAAAUGUUGGAAGUGUAAUUGAUAUGAAAAAUGAUAAUUCUUCAAUUAAAAGGGAACUUAGUAAUGAAAAUCAUAUUUUGUCCAGAGAAAGACCAUUAGAAUGUUCGGUUUGUGAUACUCAAGAAAAAGAACCAGACAAGAUGAAUUUAAGUUAUAAUUCCUGUAUUAGUGAUUCAAGUAACAAAUUUAUUUUAGAAGACAUACUUUCACAAGAGGAUGGUCCUGAUAAAUUAAAUUCUUUGCAGACUAAAAGUUCUAAGGAAAAUUGUAUUAUUGACUUGGAGGUAGCAUCUGAUGGAAGAAGCGAUGUACCAAAAGCCAACAGAGGUAAAGAAUUAUCAAUAGCAAGAAAUAGUGGUGAAGUUUCCAAUAAAAGUACAGCAAACUUGCAGCGAGUAAGUGGUUCACAGAGUUUUAGCCUAAAAGUAGGGAAUCGAGAAGCACGAAACUUAGGAAGUUCAGAAUCUGGUGGCACUGCGCGAAGUCCUAGUAACUGGAUAAGAUACCCCAGUGAUGCAAGUAAAAAGAGUACUUUGGUUGUAUCUAGUGACAAAACAGUGGUACCUUCUGUGCGUCCCUCAGAAACAAGUGUUAGUCGAGUAUCUUUUCCUUCUGUGUCACUAAGGGGGAGUAACAGAGGGAGUGAGAACAGUCCUGGUAGUGGUCCACGGUUUUGUUCAAUGCGAUUACAGGCUGGUACAAGUAACAUUCUUCUGGACAAUGCCACAUCUUAUGAACCAGUUUUGUACACCAGCCGACACACUCAAGAUGGCGUUGAGUCAUGGGGUGUUAGCGCCAGCAGGUCUGGGGCAGCUGUUCUAGUCCAUGCUCCACGUUCACGUGCGCCAAGUUUAGAUGAAGCUCCAUCACAAAACAAAGUUGCUCUUUGGGUGCAUGCUAAUCCAACACAGACAGGCACAUGAGGUUUGCACGAAACAACUGAACAAAUAUUCUUUACACAAAAAUAUCCACUUCAUUUUAUUGGAAUGUUGUAUAAUGAAAUAGAGGUGCCUUUAUGUGCAGCGGUAAAUUCCAUUUCUCACAUGGCAUUUCAUCCAAAGAUAUAUUUGAUAGGUUGUGUAUAUAUAUAUAUAGUUGCGUAGUGUUUCAUGAAAGUGCCAGCAAAUAAUAAUUUGGAUUUUUUAUUUUAUUUUGUGCAUUGUAGUAUGUAUAUUUUUCCAGUUUCAUGAAAUGAAGUAAAGGUUACCUUGAAAUUAAUUUGGGAUUUUUUUAGUUCUAUUUUUACAUUAUUCUUUCCUUGUUUUUGUUAAGUGUAAAUUGACAUGCUUCUGUUCAUUCUGUACAUUUUACAUUUUUUAGCUUGUAUAUACACUCACACACUGUCUUCAUUUGAAUAAAUAAAUCAAUGAGUGAUUUUAAUUGGUAUUUUAUUGAAUGAAGAUAUUAGUAAUAUCUGUGUUUCUGCUAGUUCUGUGAUAAAUUAUUUAUUCAUAUUAAUGGUGGUAAUACAUAUGUUGAACCAAAUACUAUGCAUCAUGUAAUGUUUAUGAUGUUAGAAUGACUGGGGCUAUUUGUUGUACUCUUUCAUUCUCUUCUGAGAGAAUGCUAAAGUUGUUGUUUUAUUGUCUAAGGUUGAGUCUCAUUCCUAUAAAGUGUUCCUUGUCGGAGUAAAUUGGAAGAUAAAUGCUCAUUUCAAUGUUCAAUUCUAGGAGUAAAGAAAUGGGUGGACAUUGUUUUUGUUGAAAUAAAUAAUUGUAAGUAAUUCUACAGAAUAUCACAUUUCACAACUGAUUUGAUAUUUUGAUUUAUUGUUGCUUGUAAUUGUUAAAAUUGUCUCUGUGUUUGUAUCUUUAAAUGUAUAAAUGUGGAUAUCAUGAUGUGAUGUAUAGAAACACUUCUUAUAUGGGUCAAAGUAAAUGCUGGCACCCUUUGUUUAAUCCAUAAAAACAAUGGCAAUUCCAAAGUCUUUUUGAAACUUCCCAAAGUUAAAAUAGGUUAUAAUGUAUAGAUAUAAUAAUAACUUUAUCAUUUAUUCCAGCAACUAGCCCUGGUCUUCCCAACUAUUCAUAUCAGUUUUAUGAAAUUGCUAUAAACUGUGCAAUCAAAAAAUGGAAGUGUUAAAAUAUAAAAAUUUCAUACAAAUUGUUUUGGUCUUUAUUAUAAAUGUAAG
This is a messenger RNA of Gryllus bimaculatus (two-spotted cricket), 4013 nucleotides long. Lineage: Eukaryota; Metazoa; Arthropoda; Insecta; Orthoptera; Gryllidae. The record is from the annotation of a GenBank genome assembly.